Messenger RNA from Pseudophryne corroboree (corroboree frog), 3905 nucleotides. RefSeq names its product centrosomal protein 135 (gene CEP135). The coding region runs from base 353 to 3871 and encodes 1172 amino acids. Lineage: Eukaryota; Metazoa; Chordata; Amphibia; Anura; Myobatrachidae. The transcript is spliced from 26 exons. The record is from RefSeq and is a predicted model, not a curated record.
ACAAGAAGGAAGAGAUACUGGGCGGGUCUGCGCGCACUGUGACCCUGUGACAUCGGAGGGAGGGGGCGGACCCGGAAGCGUUGCUAUGAGCCGGCUGUGGGCGCUGUGCAGUCUCCAGGCCCGGGUCGGGCUUGCUUCCUGCGCGCCAUUUUCAAACCGCCUGUGUGCCCGCCGCUGCCGCCGCUCUGUGCAUACUGACAGCUCUCACAUCCCGUCACCCGUCCUCCGUGUACGUCUCGGGCCAGCUGGGGACAUGAGGCCGUAAGCGUGCGCUGCAGAGCGGGGAAGGCGGCAGCAGCAGCAGUGUCCGACUCAUUCUCAGCACUGAAUCUAGAUUGUAGAAGCUGCUACAAUGAGUACUGCUGCAGAAAGGAAAUUCAUCAAACUCCGUAAGCGCCUUGACCAGCUGGGCUACAAGCAGCCGCUGGGUAUCGAGUCGUUGCCCCUUGUUGAAAAACUUUUCAGUGACCUGGUUCAUACUACAGAAAGCCUACGCAAUGCAAAGUUAAGUGCUGGCAAGCAGGAGAAGGAGAACAAGAAUGUUGAUUCUGUAAUAGAACCUUAUAAAGCAGAAAAUGCCAGGCUUGUCAGGGAAAACAAUGACCUGCACUUGGAGCUGCUAAAGAUCAAAGAAGAAUCUGAUCGCCACAUUAAAGACUUGAAGGCCUCUCUAAGAAAACUUGAACAUCAGACUGCUGAUCUGAAAUUUUUAAAUAACCAGUAUGUCCAUAAAAUCCGGUCAAUGGAAAAGGAAGCCAAAGCCAAGACUGACCGAAUUCAGCAACUGCAAGAGAAGAACCUGCAAGCUGUGGUACAAACUCCAGGUGGAAAGAAGAGAAACAUUCCCUUUAGACGGCAGCGCAUGCAGAUUGAUCAGCCUCUCCCACCAUCUGGUGUGUGCAGCCACCCUGUACCUCAGCCAGAUGAUCCUUAUGUUGCUGAUCUGCUUCAAGUUGCUGAUGACCGAAUUCAAGAGCUUCGGCUUGAUGUGACUACUCUACAGGAAAAACUGGAAGCAUCCGAGAGAGCAGCAAAACACCUUACACAUCAGGUUGAAGUGAGAGAUAAGGAGGUAGAGCGUUUGGCACUGGCCCUGGAUGGCGGGCGUUCUCAUGAUGUUAUUUCCCUUGAAGCCAGAUACAGAAGUAAUGAGAAGCUUGUCGCCCAUCUAAAUAUCCAGAUCGAAUAUCUCCAGCAAGCCAAUCAAGAUCUUGAAAAAAGAGUACAAGAGCUCCUAGAAACAAGACAAAAUGUCACGAGUGAAGUGGUUAAUCUAAGCACCAAAAAUGAGGAGCUCUGUAAAGAACUCUCUGAGAUAGACCAAAUGGCACAACAGCUGGAGCGCGACAAAGAAAUGGUACUGGAAACUGCAGAUGCUGAAAUUGAAGAAGCAAAGAGUGAAAUAAAAAGACUACACCUGGAAGUCCACAAACUUGAAUCCACCAUUUCUCAGUAUAAAACUGACCUAAGUACACGUGAAUUUGAGAAGGACAAGCUGUCUGAUGAACUUGAAUCUAGAAAAGAUGAAGGCCGCAAGUUAGAAUCUCUGUUGAGCCAUUUAGAGACUGAAAAACAGCGGCUUUCAAAUAAACUUGAAAAACAGAUGGUGACAGAAAGAGAGCUGGUGUUAGAAGUGGAGAGAAUGAGGACACAAUAUGGCAUUUUGCGCACGGAUCGCUCACCUUCUCGUCUGGACUCUUUUGUAAAAUCCCUGGAGGAGGAAAGGGACCAUUAUAGAACAGAAAUGGAGAAACUGGAGCGGACAGCUAAUCUAAAAUCCAGCUUUCAAAAUCGUUCUAGACAGGACACCAGCAAAAUGCACAGUUCCUCAGAAAAGGGUGUGGAAUACAAUUUGGAUAUUAAGCGUAUCACCAGGGAAAGGGAUGAUCUCCAGAAUAUGUUAGAUAGAUUUGAAAAACACAUGGUGGAGAUCCAGUCCAAUGUUAAAGUGCUAACAAAGGAGCGAGACAAGUAUCGUGUUCUGUUGGAGCAGGCCCAGCAUGAGCUGAUCAUGGCAAAGCGAGACUUGUCUCCUCUACGCAAGAAUGCCUCCUCAGUCAGCGAGUUCCUCCAUCUAGAGGAGAAAAGAGAUCUCAUGAAGUCUGAUUUGCAGAGAGCUCACAAUGAAAAUGAAGGGCUGAGAGACCAAAUAAAGGCUCAGCAGGAAACAUCAUCUUCGGAAAAAUUAAAGCUUUCCCAAAAAAUUACUGAGCUGGAAAGCUUGAACCACAUGCUUGAAAGAGAAUGCAGUGAAUUAAGAUUGACUAUUUCUGAGCUCAAGGAAAAAGUAACAUCUCUAGAGAAAAUCAGUCAAUCACAGUCUGUUACUUUGGCCCAGACUCUGGACGAUUCCUCACAGUAUAAAGCCGAUUUCAGUUCUUUAAGGUUAUUGAAUGAGCAGCUUCAGAAGUCAAUGGAAGAUCUCCAGCAUCGACUCACUGUAAAAUCAAAUGAGUUGCAGUUAUCACAAGAAGAAAUUGCAACACUGGAAGAAAGAAUAGGUGAAUUAAAUCACAAGGUGUCCUCACAGGCAACUGAAAUGAACAUGCUCAGAAACACCAUUUCUGUCUUGGACAAAGAAAAAGAUAAUCUGCAGGAAACGGUGGAUGAGAAGACCGAGCGUGUUGCUUGUUUAGAUGAUAACCUGGAAAACAAAGAAAAGACCAUUACAAAUUUAAGGCUUACUCUUUCUGAACUUGAUGCCACUGUUGACCAGCUGAAAGAUACCUUGAGUAAUAAAGACCGGGAGUUAUCCAGUCUUCACCGCCAACUCAAUUCUGCCCAUACUGAACUUGGCGAAAAUGUAAGAUUGAGAGAAAUUUCUCUGAAGGAGAAUAGAAGAUUGCAGGAUGAUUUGACCACCAUGACUAGAGAGAACCAGACUGUUACCCUGGAAUUAGAAACUGCAAUGCAUGAAAAAGAAGAAUUAAAACAAAGAGUUCAUAGUUACAUAUCAGAAGUUGCUAGAAUUGAAAAGUUAAUGGCUGCCAAGGAACAAGAGAAUCGUGAUCUUUUGGAUCAGUUCCGAAUGAUUCAUAGCCAAGCUGAGGAGUGGGAAGUUAAGGCACAAAACGCUGUGGGUGAGAGCAGCUCUAUAAAAAUGGAGCUACUUUCUGUGGAUACUGACAGAAGACAUCUUCGAGAGCGGCUAGAGGAUCUGGAAAAUGAAGUUCAAGAGCACAUGACAGCUCAUCAGGUUUAUGAAGAUCAGAUAUCAUCCAUGACGAAGACGCUGUCCAAACUAGAGGAGCAAAUCAAACGGGAGCAAGAUGAAAAGGCUUUCCUUCAGUCUGACCUGGCCUCAGUGAGGGAGCUGUGUGUAAAACUGGGCUCUAGCAAGGAGCAGUUCUCUAGACAUCUAUCCUCCAGAAACAUGGAGUAUGAGAGAGUUAUACAUGAUCUGGAAGAUAUGAAGUCAGAAGCUGAGCUUUUGAAGAAACAGUUGGCUAGUGAGAGACUCACAAUUAAAAACCUUGAGACAUUGCUAGCAACUAACCGUGAGAAAGAGUUCCAGAGUCAUCUCACAACCCAUGAGAAGGAUUCAGAAAUUCAGCUGCUGAAAGAUAAACUAACACUCUCAGAGAGUAAACUCAACAGUCACUCUCGAGAAGCAUCCAUGCUCCGCAACAAGCUCACCCAGUUGCAAUCUGAUUAUGAUAUCGCAAAAAGACAACUUACCACAGAGCGAUUUGAAAGGGAACGUGCAGUUCAGGAGUUGCGUCGGCAUGGUCUGUCCACAUUAUCUGUGCAUACGUCAUCGCCACUAACCUCAACAAUGAAAUCACCUUCUUUAUCUCCAGAGCGCUCCAUUCUAAGAUCGAUGGAUCGAGCUGAUAAAUCAGCUGAAAAGAGCGUGAGUUUUAAGGAAUGAUCGUGAAGACCUAGAAAUAAACACUAGAACAUUA